AGCGCUGUAUUACCGCUGGCAUGCUGUUUAUCAGGACCGGGAUCAUUCUAUACUCUUAGUUAAUUAGGUUUUCUUGAUCAAACCAACAUACACAAUGUCCGGGGCCAAAGACAGAAUGCGACAUAAGAAAAUGAGAAAUCAGCCCAGUAACGUUACUUACUUACAAUGGCGUGACACCACAGGUCGCAGUUCCGAUUCUCCGCAACAGCACAUGAGGGGGCCGCUACAGCACCCCAGCGGUUGGAAGAGGGGGCAUCAGGAUGGAAGAGUUCGACAUGAGCAGGCACUGCCCAAGUACAUUACCGCAUCACUUUUUGCCAGAGCACGAGCUGCAGAAGUCAAUGCCAUGUUGAGGGCUGUCUCAAAGACAACAGGUAGCUCCCAUGUAUUUGGAGCUCUGCCAAAGCAUAUGCGCAGAAGAGCCAUGAGCCACAACACCAAGAGAUUGCCUUGCCGACUGAGAGAGAUGGCACAGAGAAUGUUGGAGAAAAGUCAGCAAGCAGGGAAGAAAGAGAAAAAAGAGCAAUCAAAGACCAAAAGUCGGCGUGCCCGCCGCCGCCAUGGCAGCUUGUUGUUGGAGUUUAAUCGACGGCAGCGUAAGAAUAAAUGGUUAGAGACUCACAUCUGGCAUGCCAAGCGUUUUCACAUGCUGAAGAAAUGGGGCUACUGCCUUGGAGACCGACCCACAUAUAAGUGCUACAGAGCCAGCUAUAGGGCCAUGAAUUCUGGCUGCCUGCUGCAGGACCUCUCAUACUAUUGUUGCAUGGAGCUCCAUGGUCCAGAGGAGCAACUACUGAAUGCACUCUCCAGGCUCACCAACAAAGAUGCAGGCCCAACGUUUGCAGCAGCAUCAUGCGUGUCAGGGCAGAAAGAGGGGAGAGUUAUGCUUUACAAGGCUGAUCAGUACCCUCACCAGCCCCUGGGCCCUGUGCGCUUCCUCUGGAGGCCUUGCAGUACUACAUCACCUCACAGACAGCUGUGGAUCUGGGUACAUCCCUCCCUAAAACAGGAUCUUCUACCAGAGUUGCAGGCAGUGUGCCAGUGCUUUGAGCCAGUGGGUCCAGCUGGUGUAGAAGUGGUCCCAUCAGAGAACCUGGUAGAAGCAAGUCUUAUUUCACAUGCUCUUUCUGAGUUCAGCCCUGAGCCACAGUGUACCAGGAGAAAGAGGAAAGUGGAAGCUGACAAUGAGAAUGACUGCCCUGCCCGAAAAAUUGUGGGUGAUGGCACGCGAUCACUUACGACUCCUGUUAGUUGGAGUUCCUGCAAUACUGAGAUUGUGAUCAGUGAUCUCACCAUGGAAAUAGUACGGUAUCGUCUGAUUGGUCCGCUCUCCCCCUCUGUUCUGACUGAGAUACUUGUACCAGCAACUGACUGUGAGAGUAAUACCAAAAUGACAUCUUCCCCUUUCUGGUGGCCAGAGGAGUGUAAGAAAGAGGAGAGCAUGUCCCUACAUCGCCAACAAACAGAUGUUUUUCAGCUGCUGAGAGGUGUAUACUCUACGGCUGAGCUCCCAGCAGGGUGUGUUCUGGGGCUGACUGUAGACGACCCAAGACUGUCUUUGUCUGCGAAACGGGGAAAAGUUACGCCUGACCUUCACCGGACACAAGGUGUUGAUGAGGAACAAAGAAGAAAUUUGGCACUGAGAGGAGUCUCUUCUGUCUGUGCUCAAAGUGCCCUAUGGGAGAAAUCUGUCCGAGAGAAUGUUACAAACAACAAGAUUUCAGAACAGGAUCUGAACAGGAUGAAGAGGGAGUUGUUAGUUCCAGGGUCCAGGUUGCUGACCCCUGCACAGAGCCGAGUGCCAAUUCUGCUGGUUAACCAGGCAGGGAAACAGCUGGGAGAGGAGCGGCUUGGAUGGGGAUCCGGUUGGGACUUGCUCCUGCCCAAGGGUUGGGGCAUGGCAUUUUGGGUACCUUUGGUGUACUGUGGUGUACGUGUUGGGGGUCUCCAGAUGAGUUUAAAACACUCCCAGUAUAAAAGCGUGCCCCAUUUUCCUCAUGAUUACCCAGACUGCCCUGCAGGUGUCCGCUUCCAGGAGCAGCAGGAGAUCGAACUGCUGGAAAAGUUUAAGAGACGCCCACCUUCCAAACGCACAAACUACAUCAAAUAUGGCUGCGCGACUCCUUUCCGGUGCCCCUGGCAACAACUGGUAGAGGAAUGGGAGAAGGGAGUGAAACAGCAUGAAGACAACCAAGACACCAAGACAAUUAAAAUAAAAGACAUGACAUCGCUCUCUGGAGCUGGCCCGAACCCAGCACCUGCCUUUACUGUUCUGAGGAGCCGAAAGGUGCUGAGGCAACUGUCAGUCUGGUGUCGGCCAUCUUCAUACACUCGGAAAGCACUGGGUGGUUCCUGUGCGCUGCCGUUGUGCCCUGACGUUAUCAUAUCUCUGCAGGCAGAGUGGAAGCGCUGUGUGUUGUGGGUACGUUUGAGUGCUCUGGGUAAGGGGCAGCCUGCACUUCAUGCCAUGCUUUGUGUGCCCACCACUGAAGACCUGCUACGCUUGCGUGAAGACCCCCAGUGGUGUGGCCCCAACGAACCGCAACACACAGACCACCUAAAGCACCAGCUGAAGAGGAGGGGCAAGAGAGGCGAAGCGGCACUAUGCUGUUCUGCUCUUAAGGAAGAGGAAGACUGCAACAUUCCUGAAACGGAUGACGCUAGUUCUGCUUCCAAGAUGGGAAAAAAACGUGCUCUUUUCCAUAUUAAUCAACACUCUGGCCCUUCUGUUGUGCUCAGAGAUCCUCUCCCCAAGCCCAGUGCAUCAGUAACUGCAGAUCCUAGCCACUCCUCUGUUGAAUCUCUUACCUUUACUGGCUGCAGUAACUCACCUUUAGUGCAAGGAUUGUGGACUAAGCUACUGCCCAAUAUGUCAUCUCACUGUUCCCGUAUGACCCUAGGAUGGGUGGUGCAGGGCGAUUUCUCCCUGGCAACAGGAACGGGGGAGGCUUUAGGAUUUGUAAGUUUGGUGGGCCUCCUGCAAACACUUCUUGGGCAAUCACCUGAUCAGCGAGGCAUUGUGCUUCUGCGCAAUCCCACCUCCCUCCAGUACCGCUUCGCAAGACUCCAUAUAGAAGCCUGAAGCACUGCGUAAUCACUGCGCCACUACUGCACAAAUGGAUCCGCAUCAGUACCUGAAGUUCAGUUUACUGUUCCAACACAGUUGUACAUCUAAGAUCAUAUUUCUGUUUUAUACAGAUCUGCAUUAAAGCCGUUGGAAAUUCUGCUUGGAUAAAGUAGAAAAAAUAGAUGAAAAGAAAUUUAUUUUUGUCAAUCUUAAAACUCCAGACAGCACAUGUUCCCACAGACAUUUAAAUCGUCUGACUUAAGUUAUCACAGUAGUUGGCAAAUCCCGAUGCUAUAAUCAGACGUGCUGUAGCUUAUAUCAUGCAAUACUAAAUAAAGUAUCAAUUGAGAUGUGGAUUUUCUCAAUGAAGUUAUGGAUUUUCACUAAUCUGGAGCAUUGCAAUUGAGGGGGCUCUUAGUAGAGAGAGAGAGAGAUCCUCUUUAUAAACACUUAUUAAAGUAGGACUUAAGUAACAAUGUAUUGAAACAGCUGAUUUGUUCAAAUUGUUUUCAUAAAAAGGCUGUUAGUUUCUGGUUCAUGAGUUAAAGUUUAGUACUGGUAAUGUCAAUAACAUUUCUGCCAAAACCAUAAAAAAUAAAUUGUAGUAGGGUCUAUUUAUCUAUAACGAACUCAUCCUAGAGAUUUCAUACUAUCAACAUCAUAUUUGGUCAGUCUAAUGUAAACACCUUGGCGAUGUUGGAUUGCAAAGCUUUUGAGUUUCGUUGAAGGGCGUGUUCGUGAUGACCUGACAAUAUUCGAUAUGAAACGAAUCACAUUUUUGAGGCCUAAACAUGCUCGAAAACUCAUGAGACUUUGCACACGCCUCAAAAGUGGUGAAAAUUUACAUCUGAUGCAGGUUUUAGAAUUGAGUGUGGCAAAAUGGCUCGAUAGCGCCACCUAUAAUAUUUCAAUGAUGUGCGCCUCGCUCUACGUUUGACCUACAUGCACGAAAUUCGGUACACGUGUUACAUGCCAAUACUUACAAAAAAAAGUUUGAACUGAUGCCCUAAAGUGAACAGGAAGUCAGCCAUUUUGAUUUUUCUCUUAAAUUUUUGCUCAGAUUUUGCCAUCUCCAGGCAUCGUACUUUAACAAACCCCUCCUAGAGAUUUAAUUGGGUUGACAUCAUAUCAUAUUCGUUCAGUCUCAUCAAAAGGUCUUGACGAUACUAAAUUGCUAAACUUUUGUGUUUUUGCUACACAGCAUGGGUGUGGAAAUUGUUAUACAUACAAUGCCCAAUCUGCACCAAACUUCACAUGUUUUAUAUGAAUCCUAUCCUGAAGACAUAUACAUGCUGAUAUAUUUA
Ictalurus furcatus (blue catfish) is the source of this 4371-nucleotide messenger RNA. It is a transcript of the gene pop1, whose product is annotated as POP1 homolog, ribonuclease P/MRP subunit. The record is from RefSeq and is a predicted model, not a curated record. The transcript is spliced from 16 exons. Gene Ontology annotation, cellular component: ribonuclease MRP complex; nucleolar ribonuclease P complex. The coding region runs from base 95 to 3082 and encodes 995 amino acids. Lineage: Eukaryota; Metazoa; Chordata; Actinopteri; Siluriformes; Ictaluridae. Gene Ontology annotation, biological process: tRNA 5'-leader removal.